AUGUCUGGAUCUGACUCUGUUGCUGCUGGUCUCGUCCAAGCCACGUCACCCGUCGAUGGCGUCAGGCUCCUCGCCCUGAACCGGUCCAGCAAGCGCAACGCGCUGUCCGGGCAGCUUAUCGCCGAGUUUCUCGGCGCGCUGUCCACGGCGUCGACCGACCCGGGCGUCAAGGCCAUCGUCAUCACCGGCAACGGGCCCUUUUUCUGCGCGGGCGCGGAUCUCAACGACAUCGCAGCCCUCGAUUCGGCAGGUGCCCGAUCGUGUCGCUACCUGGAGGAUCUCUGCUCUGGCGUGGCAGCCGUCCGCAAGCCCGUGAUCGCGGCCGUCAAUGGCCCAGCGUGCGACCUGAUUGUGGCGGCCAAGUCUGCCUACUUCGCCCUGCCCGAGACCCAGCGUGGCCUCAUCCCCGGCGCUGGCGGCACGCAGCGGCUGACGGCCGCGGUUGGCAAGUACAUGGCCAUGCGAACCAUCCUCCUCGGCAGGCCCAUUGCGGCCGAAGAAGCCCUGUCAUGCGGGCUGCUGUGCGACCUCGUGGACGACGGCGACCUGCUCCAGCAUGCCAUCAACGUCGGCGCCGGCCUGGGGGAGCGCGGGCCGGAGGCGCUGCAGUUUGCUAAAGAAGCCAUAUGCAGAGCUGACGGCCUCUGCCGCGACGAUCUCUUUGAGAGAAACCUCUACUACGCAACGUUCGGAACCGAGGAGAAGCGCAGAGGGGUCGACGACUUCCUGGCGAAGCGGAACAAGUCGGGCGGCAGCCGGGCCCAGCCACCCGGGGCCCCCAAUUAG
Molecule: messenger RNA, 786 nt
Organism: Purpureocillium lilacinum
Lineage: Eukaryota; Fungi; Ascomycota; Sordariomycetes; Hypocreales; Ophiocordycipitaceae
Biological process (GO): fatty acid beta-oxidation
Cellular component (GO): mitochondrion
Molecular function (GO): enoyl-CoA hydratase activity
Source: RefSeq, a predicted model, not a curated record